Messenger RNA from Cucumis melo (muskmelon), 512 nucleotides. RefSeq names its product probable inactive ATP-dependent zinc metalloprotease FTSHI 1, chloroplastic. The record is from RefSeq and is a predicted model, not a curated record. The transcript is spliced from 3 exons. Bases 1 to 408 code for a protein of 135 amino acids. NCBI's taxonomy places the organism in Eukaryota, Viridiplantae, Streptophyta, Magnoliopsida, Cucurbitales, Cucurbitaceae.
AUGGAUGAUGCAGUUGACAGGCUCACUGUUGGACCAAGACGGAUUGGCAUAGAGCUAGGUCAUCCGGGACAAUGCCCGAGAGCUACCACAGAGAUGGGUGUUGCUAUAACUUCACAUUUGCUUAGGAGAUGUGAGAGUGCAGAAGUCGAAUGCUUCAAUCACAUUUCAAUCAUCCCUGUGGUCAGGUACUGUCACAAGUUGUGUCCCACCGGCUCAAUGAUGAAGCAUACAUGUUUGAGCGACGACCACAAUUACUUCAUCGUCUCCAGGUUUUCCUUGGAGCCAGGGCUUCGGAGGAGGUCAUAUACGGUCGGGGACACGUCAAAAGCAUCUAUUAGCUAUCUUGUUGAUGCCUCUUGGCUUGUUUGUAAAAUUUUAACAAUGUCAGUUACAGUUAACACAUCUUGAUUACUUAACUGAUUUUAACAUAUUGUAAAAUGUGAAAUCUUUUAUACUUGUCAGAACUUAAAAUCUUAACAAUGUCUGAUAUUUAAUAUGUUGUUUUUCUUGUA